This is a messenger RNA of Alternaria atra, 1374 nucleotides long. RefSeq lists its product as uncharacterized. Gene Ontology annotation, cellular component: membrane. NCBI's taxonomy places the organism in Eukaryota, Fungi, Ascomycota, Dothideomycetes, Pleosporales, Pleosporaceae. Bases 1 to 1374 code for a protein of 457 amino acids. The record is from RefSeq and is a predicted model, not a curated record. The transcript is spliced from 2 exons.
AUGGCCGACUUAUCGCACACCCGAACCCACGAUGGCAUGCUUGAGAACGCAGCGCAUACAGGCCUUUCGGAGGACGUUGCGCCCGAAGACGAAGAACUAGGCAACUCGUCAUCCUCAAGAGCAGUCGUCUUUGCAGAUGUCGAAAAUGCAGGAAGCGACGGAGCACGUGAGCAGCCACCAAAACGCAAAAAGCGAAGAUUGGGAUUAGGGAAGAAGAGGGAGAGUUACAGCCAUACGCACUACAAAGUGUACAAGAGACGCUGGAUUGGCCUGGGACAAUUAGUGUUGUUGAAUAUUGUCGUCAGUUGGGAUUGGUUGACUUUCGCCCCCAUAUCUACAACCUCAUCUCUCUACUUCCGUGUCCCAGAAUCAACUAUCAACUGGCUCAGCACCGCCUUCCUCUUCGCCUUCGCUGCCACUUGUCCCUUGACUAUCUAUCUGCUCCACCGCGGCCCCAAACCAUCCAUCAUCGCCGCCUCCAUCUUACUCCUAGUCGGAAACUGGAUCCGGUACGCGGGCACCAAGACAAACUCCUUCUUCAUCCCUUCGCGCCCUCCAACACCGCCCUCCGCCUCCUCCGCCAUAAGCAAAAUCCCCGUCUUAACCUCCCUCGCCACUAUGCUACGCACCCCUUCCUUCUAUCUCGUUUUCUUCACCUUUGGCAUCUACACAGGCUUCUUCAACGCCUUCACUUCUCUUCUAAAUCAGGUCUUGUAUCCGUACGGCUAUACAGAAGACGAAGCCGGCAUCUGCGGUGCGGUGCUCAUCGUUGUCGGAUUAGUAGCGUGCGCCAUCACUUCCCCGAUUGUAGAUCGGACACACGCGUACCUGGUCGGAAUCAAGAUUCUGUGUCCCGUCCUAUCGAUAGCUUAUCUAGCGAUGAUUUGGGCGCCGCAGACACGUACUAUUGUCGCGCCAUACGUGCUGUCUGCGGUGUUGGGCGCAUGUUCCUUUUCCCUCCUACCCAUUGCGUUGGAAUACCUCGUGGAAAUUACCUUCCCGGCUUCCCCAGAAGUCUCGUCAACGAUAUGUUGGGUAGGUGGCCAAGUGUUUGGCGGUAUCUUCAUCGUUAUUAUGAACGAGCUCAAGGACGACAGGCCUGUGGAUCUGGACGCUGUACAAAAGGCGGGCAGGGGUGAGGCAGCGCGAGGAGGGGAUAGACCGCCUGGGCAUAUGUUCUGGGCUUUGGUCUUCCAAGCGGUCAUUUGUGCUGUGGUGUUGCCAUUGCCGCUUAUGUUGGGAGUGGAAAGGCUGGGGUUUGCGAGUCGGGAGGGAAGAUUGAAGAAGGAUGUUGACGGCGAUAGUGUUGUUGUUGGUGGUGGGGAAGCGCGUGAUGAGAGUCUUCAGGGAGCGGGAGCGGGAGCGGAGCAAUGA